This is a messenger RNA of Helicoverpa armigera (cotton bollworm), 3836 nucleotides long. RefSeq names its product GTPase HRas (gene Ras85D). Gene Ontology annotation, molecular function: GTP binding; GDP binding; GTPase activity. The coding region runs from base 236 to 811 and encodes 191 amino acids. The transcript has 2 exons. Lineage: Eukaryota; Metazoa; Arthropoda; Insecta; Lepidoptera; Noctuidae. The record is from RefSeq and is a predicted model, not a curated record. Gene Ontology annotation, biological process: epidermal growth factor receptor signaling pathway; Ras protein signal transduction. Gene Ontology annotation, cellular component: plasma membrane.
UGAACACACUCCCACUCCGGUAAAAGGGUGAGUGAACCGCCUCAUUGUUAUUUAUUGCAUUUGCCUCUAAUAAUACAUUAAUUAGCCGUUUUACGGACACAGCGAGUGCAAUAACAUAGGUCGCGACAGCCAUGCCGAUGUGAGUAAUUUAAAAGGUGUGGCACGACAAGGGGCGUAGUUUCUCAUCUAGUGACAUUAGUGGUGUGAAAAAAUAUUCUUCCUAACUCGUCGCAAGAUGACCGAGUACAAAUUGGUGGUGGUAGGCGCCGGAGGCGUCGGUAAAUCCGCAUUGACUAUACAGCUGAUACAGAAUCAUUUUGUGGACGAGUACGAUCCUACGAUCGAGGAUUCAUAUCGGAAACAAGUUGUUAUCGAUGGUGAGACGUGUUUGUUGGACAUCCUGGACACGGCGGGCCAGGAGGAGUACUCCGCGAUGCGGGACCAGUACAUGCGCACGGGGGAAGGCUUCCUGCUGGUGUUCGCAGUGAACAGUGCUAAAAGUUUCGAAGACAUUGGCUCGUACAGGGAGCAAAUAAAGCGGGUGAAGGACGCGGAGGAGGUGCCCAUGGUGCUGGUGGGGAACAAGUGCGACCUGCAGGCGUGGGCCGUGGACAUGGCGCAGGCGCGCGAGGUGGCGCGGAGUUAUGGAGUCCCUUUCGUGGAGACGUCAGCGAAAACCCGCAUGGGUGUCGACGAUGCGUUCUACACGCUCGUCCGAGAAAUCCGCAAAGACAAGGCGAGUCGAGUCAAAAGAAAUAGGAGAGGACGAACCAUAGGCCCUGGCAGGAAGUUCAGGUGCACCUUCCUCUAAUUCGGUAUAUAAUUUAGUGAUAAUAUUUGUGGAUAUUAUCUGAUGGCGAGGUCCCCAAGUCAAUCUUAUUGUCGACAAACACCGCUUGUAAAGUUUUUACUCUGCCGCCUUUUUUGUGACACUGACACUUCCGAUGACGAGAAGUAAAUCGAUAAAUGACAAUCGAUUUUUAACUUCGAUACUUUUUUUACUACAUUGAAUAGUUUUUUGUUGACAAUAAUAUUGACUUCGUGCCGGUAGACUAGAAUGACUACACAGCUUACAAAUAUGGAAUCCGGAACCUAUCACACAAGUCUUAAGGUUCAGUUUCCAUGGUCAUAGUGUAGCUAACUUUAGGAGACGCUAAAAGUAAUUUACUUUUAGCCUUAAUAAAAAUUAAUAUACGAAUAUUUGAUAUUUAAAUCGAUUCUUGACACUUAAUCCGAUUUAAUAAUCGAAGGCCCUAUGACUAUUCAGCCAUACAGUGCAAUACGAUAUGAAUGUAAUAUGAAAUCAAGACGAUUUAUAUCGAUAUUAUUAUUUAUCGAUUCGCUAUUGACUUCACAAAAUGUGAUGUUCGUUCCCUACCUACUUACAUUAAUUACACGCUUUUUACUUAUUUCUUACAAUUUACAAAGAAAAUAUUCUACAUAGCAUGUACCUACUUGUAUAAUAAUUAAUAUAAUUAGCUAAUCUCUGUGAGAAAUAUCCAUAAAUAUUAUAUGUAUAAUGUAGUAAUGAGGCAGUUAUGAAAUCUAAGGCAUUCUUCUGUGGCUGAGUAAAAAUAACUUUUUGUACAGUUAAAUAUUUCACAACUACUUUAUGCUUAUUUGUAUGAGAUAAUUCAGGCUUGUAUGUAUGGAAUUUGAGUUAUUUUUUGGGAGGGUAAUUGAAGUUACAAUUAACUGUAUCAAUUAGAACACAUCUCAUUCAAGACAUCUGAUAUGUUAGUGGGGAACCUGACCUCUGAAAACUGAUGAAAGAUAGACAAAAGAUUCUAAUUAUUUAUUUUUAAGUAUUAAACCCAAAUUAGGUAAUUAAGAAUCAUUUUUGAGAAAGAAUGCGCUAAGUAUAAUCAAUAAGUUUCUAAUUAUGAGGGUAAUCUGUCCUUACCUUAUUUUCUUCAUUUACCUAAAUCUAUGUUACCUAAACCAGAAUAUUUUCCCACUUUACCCGUGACGUGUAAUUAAUACUCAACUUACAAGCACUGGCGUCAAGUUCUCAAGGUGCUAUUUGAAGCAUAGUAUACUUGUAGCAGAAGCCAUGUGUUAUGACUAGGAAAUUCUUGUAAGUUUGGAUUUACGCAUGUUUUAUUAUAAAAUACAGUUGUACUUAUAAGGUAAUGUUUUAAAUUACCCUGAUGCCUUUGAAGGCAAAAAGGCAAACUGUUUCUAUGUUUUACCUAUUAAGGUAAUUUCUGAAAAUGACACAUACAUCAUGUUUACUUUCUGACCAUUUUUAAACCAAUAUAAGGGUAAAUCUGGUAAUAAUGGUUGUGCAUUAUUCAAGUACAAUUUGAUAUUGGUUGUAACAUUCUGUUUCAAAUAGUGCACAAUUAUUGGGUAGACCAUAGGCCAUACAACUGACUAAAUUACCCCAGGUAACCUGUUUUCAACUUGGUAAGGGUAAAAUAUUUUUCUGCAUAGCUCAACAAGACUUACCUAAUCAUAUGUAUGUAUAUUACAAAGUUUUCAGUUCUAAUGAUCUUCUUAACUUUAAAAUUCCUGUUUUUAAUAUACUAUCUUUGAUAAAAAUGGCUGCCAAGAUAGAGUGCAGCCAAUAUCAUAUACAAUCGUUAUUGUAGCAUAAUAUUAGGAGCAUUGUUAAAUGUUUUCUACUUUAGCUAGAAGCAAAUUUUCAGGCUAAAUUGAAGUUUGUACUACUUAUUACUUACGCUAAUAUUUUUUUUAUUUGUAUAAAAUAUGUUACAAACGAUAUUCAGAGAAUUGUAUAGUGUUCUUUUCCAUGAAAAAUCUAUCAGUUUGCCAAAAUUUCGUCUCAGUAGGCAAAUUAUACAAUUCCUGAAAGUACGUUUCUUAUUGCUCAUAAUUCGCCCUCUAGGAACUAACUUCUUAGGAAAUGCCUUUUUUCUUUAUUAAAGUCCGAAAAUGUAUGUUAAGACCCGCAAAUUGUAAUAAAAUAUAUCUGUAAUUAUUUUACUCAGCAUGUACAAUGAAUUAUUCAAACGAAUUUUUUAAAUCAAAUAUCAACAAUCAUUAAUUUUAAUAUUUUGACAGCGUUUUUUUAGUAUUUUAAGUUAAUAUUAUAAUGUUAGAUUCUAGUUUAAUUUAGUCUAAAAAUACACCAGGUACUUGCAACAUUUUUUGCGCAGUUUUUAUGACUUUACGUUCAUCUCAAUACAAAAAGUUUAAGGUGUUAAUUAACUUGUAAUAGCUUUUUAAAAUAAGUUUAAAGUAUACCUACUGAAAUAUGACUUGCUUUAGUUUUUACGGUCAUUUCCUGAAAUAAAUCAGCUCAUACUUAAUUAAGUCAUCUGUGUAUGUAUACCUACCUAUGAAUAACUUUAAUUUACCAUUAGGUGCCAAACUUAAGUACUUGGUAUAUUUUUACAAAUAUUGUAUAAUUUAAAUUACGAACGAAAAAUCCAAGCUGCCAUGAAAAUCGUCAUCAGCCAGAAUCAUUUUUGCCAUGAAUUUAUGUAUCUACCUACCCCCAUUUCGUAGCCAUAAUUUUGUAUUUAACGAAAAUAUUUUUAAAGCUUUGCAAUAAACAUUUACAAUACCUAUAAAAAUCUAUGUAACUAAUGCUGUAUAUUAAAUACCUAGCUAGUAAACGUUGUUCAAAUGAUAUCUUCUUUUUUCUUAAGUAGUUUUAAUUUUUAUGUCCCGAAAAAGAAUCUAAUAUUUGAUAAUAACGUUUACGAGCCAAGGCUAGUAUGUAAUAUUUUUUAUUAUAUUAAAUAUAAAUUUCAAAGCUAGUGCACAAUUUUGUUGGAAAUAGUUGAUAUUUUAUAACUAAUUAAUUCUGUAACAAUAUAGCACAAGACUGUGUGCUAAUUGAAAAUAAAUAAAAUUGACGACGCUAA